Molecule: messenger RNA, 1485 nt
Organism: Colletotrichum destructivum
Lineage: Eukaryota; Fungi; Ascomycota; Sordariomycetes; Glomerellales; Glomerellaceae
Product: Putative folliculin
Exons: 1
Coding region: 1-1485 (494 amino acids)
Biological process (GO): positive regulation of TORC1 signaling
Cellular component (GO): cytosol
Molecular function (GO): GTPase activator activity
Source: RefSeq, a predicted model, not a curated record
AUGCGCUUCCCGUCGUUUGAGGAUACCUUCGUCACUCGCGAAGACAGCGCAACAAUGCCUCAAUCACCGAACUCGCAGUCGCUAAUGACCGGCCUUCAGCUAUGCCUCGCUCACUACUGUGACCAACAUGGCCCGACCCCGCUCAUGGUCACCGAGGGCCUACCCGUUCCAUGCACCACAUGCUAUGAUGAUGGCGCUGCCGGUUAUGCCGAUCAGGACCAGCUCCGACCCCGGACCAGCGCCCCGGCGACAACAGGAUCUCUGAACCAGACUAUGGCCAUGUCCGAUGCCCUGCGCAACAUGCACCUCAACGCCCAUCGCAGCUCGUCUCUGCCCGCCUCCGAGAAUGAAGCUCAGGUCCAGCGCGCCGCCAUGCUUCGUGCUUCCGCCGCCAACUCCCCGGCCUCGCCACUGUCGCCUUCGGCCAUCGAGACUCCACCCGAUAGCCCCCGCCGCAUAUCAGAGCAGCAACCACAGCCACGACGCGACUCGAGUUUCCGCCGAACCUACGACGAAUAUGUCACAAAACGUGCCGGCCCUUGCGACAACUGUGCGUUGACACUGCCUCAGCGACAAGGAGGUAAAGACAAGACCGAUAUGAAAGCCGAGCGCGGCCCUACCUUGCGCACUCGCGCGCCUUACGCGAGAGUGUACGGGCAAUCAUCACCACCAGCUUCGCAAACCUCGUCUGCUAGCGAUACCGACGGUGAAAGCCAGCCUGAGCGAAUACAUCGACGAGCAACGGGCUCCUCCACGACACGAUCUAGCAUGUCUUCAGGGAGACACACGAGCCAUACCCACUACCUCGACUAUACCUCAACUCACGAGCCCCUCAUCGCGACUUCCUUCUCUAUCGUGCGGUCCUCGUGUCUGCGCACCUUGUCACUGGAGACACUCCCUCGUGCGCCCGCCAAUCUCACACCGAGCGCUUCGCCACAGUCAAGCAACAUGCCUGCCUUCGUCACGACACAUAGUGCUGGAGCUGCAGCCUCCGGGGGCCCUAUCUUCUUCGGAGACCCCGUCAACGGGUACACGACAGCCUACAUAUUCCGCAUCCCGGAUAUGCACGCCCGAGGUCACAAGCGUGUGUAUGCCUUCCUUGCACUGAGCACACACAAGGAGCGGCUGGCCAUGAAAACAUUUGGAUUCAUGGCUACCGCCUUCCGCGAUCUCGCCUCCUGGAUCCAACAACUGGCAGAAGCCGAAGCAGAAAAGGCGGCCGAGGCCAGCCCAGUGGGAGGCCCGCAACACCACAGCUCUUAUCAUACCAUCAACAGACCGGAUAGAGAGGGACCCGACCGUGGUGGCAGCAGCUUCCUCACUGGAGGCGGCGGCUUUUCAAGACGGAUGGGAGGCGGCCCCGGCGGGGUAUCUCUCAAGGCGCGUGGCCUUGCCGAGCUCGUCGGCAUGCCUGAUUUUUUCAUUGAUCUACACGCCAAGUUCGUCAAGCUUAUGCUUGAGCUCGGCGUUGUGCUGAGCUCAUAG